This is a messenger RNA of Cuscuta epithymum, 2522 nucleotides long. Lineage: Eukaryota; Viridiplantae; Streptophyta; Magnoliopsida; Solanales; Convolvulaceae. The record is from the annotation of a GenBank genome assembly.
CAAACCUCCUCAAAACCCUGAAAGGAUAGUAAGAAAGCCCUUCUGAGUUUUUUUUUUUUUUUCAAUUCCAAAACUCUUUCUUUCGAAUCUCCGUCUCCUUCCCAUCCGCAAUUGACGAGCAGGCAGAGCGAGACCUGCUGCUGGGAACUGCGGUUCUUCACUUGUUUUCUUCUUCCCAUCAGCAAAUCGACGACUCCACCACUGUAGGACCGGCCCUGCCCAUUUGUGUUAGGCUGCAUAAUCUGAACACUGCCCCAGUAGCCUCGUAUAAAACAGCUCCACCUCCAUAAUCUGAACACUGCCCCAAAUUUUGUUAUUGCACAGGAAAGUCACUCCCCAACGAAGAGCCUGUCUGAAAAUCGCUUCUAUCUCAUCCCCGUUGUCUGACGAACCAGUUAAGGGAAAGCCAUCCGCCGCUACAGCAGCUCCCGCAUGGUCCCUUAAGAGGAAGCCCGCCGAUGAUCUGCCAUUCAGCCUGAAAACCGCCCAACUGAAGAUUCUGAUUAUAGUUUGCAAUGAAACCCUUCAAAGUUUUGAAAGUAUUGAGCUUAUCAGCAUCACACAAGCCCCGCAUACCCCGUUUCAAUUCACAUGUUUUCCGUCACUUUUACUCAGCCCAACCUCAAGAAACCGACCACUCCUCGGCCUCCGCAGUCCCUUCUUCAUCUUCCUCAGAAGAAGACGAAUUUUGUUCUUCAGAUGUUUUCGAUAGCUCGGAUUAUGCACUGGAUUCGGAUGUAACGGAUAAUUUGGGGAGCAAUGUUGCCCCUCAACCCACUUGGGAUGAGAAGUACAGGAAUGAAGCAAGGAGGAGAUUGUUUUGGGAAGAUAUUCCCCAGGUGAGUACUUCAAGAGUUUUCCUGAAGGAAGAAGAGAAGAGGAGGAGAGCUGCUGCUCUUGCCAAGAACCUCCUUGAGGCUGUUAAUAGGCGGGUUGUGAAGGAAGGCGAGGCGCAGGAGGAUGGGGGGUUGGUGAAGGAGGAGGAUCAGAAAUCUCUGUCUGUUGGGAUUAUUGGGGCUCCUAAUGCUGGAAAAUCCUCUCUUACCAAUUCCAUUGUUGGGACCAAAGUUGCUGCAGUUUCUCGCAAGAUCAAUACUACGACACAUGAAGUGUUGGGAGUGAUGACCGAAGGAGACACACAAAUUUGUUUCUUUGAUACUCCAGGUCUGUUGCUAAAGAAAACUGGUUUCCCUUAUAAAGAUAUGAAAGUGCGUGUUCAGAGUGCAUGGCGUUCUGUUAGUCUUUACGAUGUACUCGUUGUCAUAUUUGAUGUUCAUAGACACCUUACCAAGCCUGAUCAGAGAGUAGUGAAAUUGAUUGAACGGAUGGGCUCUGAAGUUGGCCAAAAGCAAAAGCGUGUCUUGUGCAUGAACAAAGUUGAUUUGGUUAACAAAAAGAAAGAUUUAUUGAAGGUUACUGAGGAAUUCAAACAUCUUCCUGGAUAUGACGAGCAUUUUAUGAUAUCUGGGCUAAAGGGAUCAGGGGUGAAAUAUUUAACGCAAUACUUGAUGAAGCAGGCAAGUAUUUUCUUCUACUUUACUGCAAUUUAUCCACAUGAAAGCUCACGUGUAAAAUCAUUAUAGCCCAUUUCCAUCUGCGACCGUACACUGUUUGACAUCCCAACAGCUUCUGAACAUGGCAGUCAAAAAACCAUGGGAUGAAAUACCAUUUGUCAUGAGUGACGAAGUUAUGAAGAACAUAGCAAUGGAAAUUGUUAGAGAAAAGCUGUUAGAUAAUGUGCAUCAGGAAAUCCCUUACGGCAUUGAUCAUCGACUAGUUGACUGGAAGGAAUUACGAGACGGUUCUCUCAGAAUUGAGCAGCACUUAAUAACACCAAAGAUUAGCCAACGCAAGAUUCUUGUCGGAAAGAAGGGUUCCAAAAUUGGGAAGAUCGGGAUUGAUGCAAACGAAGAGUUGAGAUUGAUAUUCAGGAGGAAUGUUCACCUUGUCCUCAUGGUGAGAGUUAAACAAUGACCUCAAAGAUAAAAAAACAUGUGGCGAUUCACUUAUAUAUAUACUUAGAGAAAGCUGCUGCUUCUGCCAACAUGAUCAACUGAGCAUGGAGAGUUUAGGGUGGAAGGAAGAAGCAAAGAAACAUCCCACAUCUCUGUAUACUAUGCCCAUCCACUAAGCUCCUACCCACACAACAUGUAGAAGCUCUGGAGUUCUUUCAAUCUAUUUGAAGUGCUGCCUUUUUCUUCUUUUAUUUCUGGAAAUUUUGGAAAUUCAGAGGAAUGGAUCAAUCAAUGCAGGGUUAGCAUCUAAAUGAAGGAUGAACUCUGCUUCAUUCCUCUUUCGUCCAUUACUGAAGCAGUUCUUUCUUGUUUAUUCACUCUUAUAAAUAGUUAUUGACCAGUAAGAAAUAUUUUUGGUAAUGUUAAAUUGGCGGUUUGACUUUGCUUAUCUGGAUUUUGCACCAUUUAUUCAGCAUACCAAUACAAGAUUCCUCCAUUUCUUGGAUCUUGACUAUUUAUUCAAGGUGUAUAUUGUGGUGGAAAUGUGUGGACCGCCGUUGAUUUAAA